AUGUACAUAUUACUAAAAAUUCUACAAAUCGUAAUGUUGGCCGGGGUAUUACUCCCACCUUCGGCUAGCAGUAGCGAAAACAACGAAACCAAUAUGAUUGUGGGAGCAUUCAAGGUGAACAUCGAAGACGUCCCAUACCAAGUGGGUCUGUUUCACAACCAGUACCUAAUUUGCGGAGGAACCAUUAUCGGACCACAGUGGAUUGUAACGGCGUAUCAUUGCGUCGAAAAGCUCGAUCCAGCACAGUACAGUUUCGUUGUCGGUACCGAUGAUCCGUACAGCGGCAGGAAGCUAAAGCCGAAAUAUGUGAUAGUGCCGGAAGAGAUGUUUGUAUAUGAAAAUGUUACUUACGAUAUAGCGCUGGUGUUAUUGGAGCAACCAUUAGCAUUUAGCAAAAAUGUGCAGUGUCUUGAACUUUUACCGUCAGUCGAUUCGCUUGUGCCUGGCAAACCGGCGUACAUAUCGGGAUUCGGUGCAUCCAAAGAAGGAGGCUUUGAUAGUCCAUUGAAGGCGGCUACAAUCGACCUGUUGCCAGAGAGCACCUGCCAGAAUGCUUAUCCCAAGGUAAUGAAGGGGUAUAUGAUUUGUGCCGGGUUUGAGCAAGGUAUGGUCGACAGUUGCCAGGGUGAUUCGGGCGGACCGCUCGUGGUGGACGGGAAGCUUGCCGGUGUUAUUUUCUACGGACAGGGUUGCGCGAGACCUAACAAGCCCGGUGUGUACAUAUCAAUACCGUUUUUCCGCAGCUGGAUAGUUAGCGUUGCCCAUGGGCAACCAAAUACUGCCGAGCGGAAACUAUGUGGAGACAAGUAG
Anopheles marshallii is the source of this 810-nucleotide messenger RNA. RefSeq names its product trypsin 3A1-like. The record is from RefSeq and is a predicted model, not a curated record. The transcript has a single exon. Gene Ontology annotation, biological process: proteolysis. Bases 1 to 810 code for a protein of 269 amino acids. Gene Ontology annotation, molecular function: serine-type endopeptidase activity. NCBI's taxonomy places the organism in Eukaryota, Metazoa, Arthropoda, Insecta, Diptera, Culicidae.